Molecule: messenger RNA, 1080 nt
Organism: Periconia digitata
Lineage: Eukaryota; Fungi; Ascomycota; Dothideomycetes; Pleosporales; Periconiaceae
Source: the annotation of a GenBank genome assembly
ACGACCAGAACCACAACAAUGCUGGCAAUAGGAUUAGAAGGCAGCGCCAACAAGAUAGGCAUAGGCAUAAUAUCGCACCCGCACCCCUCCAAACCCCCCCUCGUCCUCGCAAACCUGCGUCACACAUACAACUCCCCGCCGGGCGAGGGCUUUCUCCCCAAAGAAACGGCGAUCCAUCACCGCGCAUGGGUCGUUCGACUCAUCAAGCAAGCUGUCAAGCAGGCUGGGAUCAAGAUUGAAGAUGUCGACUGCAUAUGUUACACCAAAGGGCCGGGCAUGUUUGCACCGCUGCAGAGUGUGGCGCUGGCAGCAAGAACAGUCGCGUUGCUGUGGGGGAAACCACUUGUUGGUGUCAAUCACUGUGUUGGACACAUCGAAAUGGGCCGCGCGAUAACCGGCGCAUCCAACCCCGUAGUCCUCUACGUCUCAGGCGGGAACACGCAAGUGAUAGCCUACUCGUCGAACCGCUACCGCAUCUUCGGCGAAACCCUCGACAUGGCCAUCGGCAACUGCAUCGACCGCUUCGCCCGCGCCCUCAUGAUCCCAAACGACCCAUUCCCCGGCUACAACGUCGAGCAGCUCGCGAAGCGCGGCAAACAUCUCGUCGAUAUCCCGUACGCGGUCAAAGGCAUGGACGUUAGCUUCUCCGGUAUCCUCGCUGCCGCGGAGCUGCUGGCCAAAGGUGUCGACGAGAAACUGCCGGUUGAGAAGAGGUUGAAGACUGAGAGCGGCGAGGUGGUGAGUCGAGAGGAUUUGUGCUUUUCGCUGCAGGAAACGAUCUAUGCGAUGCUCGUUGAAAUCACGGAACGCGCCAUGGCGCAUGUUGGCGCGAAGCAGGUUCUGGUUGUGGGAGGAGUGGGCUCGAAUGCGAGAUUGCAGGAGAUGAUGGGAUUGAUGGCACGGGAUCGAGGAGGCAGCGUGUUCGCGACCGACGAGCGGUUCUGCAUCGAUAAUGGCAUCAUGAUUGCGCAUGCGGGGUUGUUGGAGUGGGGGACCGGGGUGGUGACGGAAUUGGAGGAUAGCUGGUGUACGCAGCGGUUUCGCACUGACGAGGUCUAUGUUGGAUGGAGAGAUGACUGA